This is a messenger RNA of Xiphophorus maculatus (southern platyfish), 691 nucleotides long. Its product is annotated as interferon a3-like. Gene Ontology annotation, cellular component: extracellular region. NCBI's taxonomy places the organism in Eukaryota, Metazoa, Chordata, Actinopteri, Cyprinodontiformes, Poeciliidae. The annotation marks the transcript as partial. The transcript is spliced from 6 exons. Gene Ontology annotation, biological process: defense response. The record is from RefSeq and is a predicted model, not a curated record. Gene Ontology annotation, molecular function: cytokine receptor binding.
AAUGAUCGUCUUCAGUCAGACCAACACAAUAUCAGCACAACUCGGCUCAUCCUCCGCAUCAUGGCUCUCAUCAUGUUCAGGGGUACGGCACCCAUCCUCUUCUUCUGCAGCGUCCUGACCUUUGCACACUGCUGUGAUUGGCUCAGCCACUACAACGACCUGAGGAACAGCACUCUGGUUCUGAUCGAUUCCCUGAAAACUCCAAUCACGACCACGACUCGUCUGCCAUUCCGAGGCAGACUGUACAAGAAGAUGUAUGGGAGAGAGGAGAACUCCCAGCUGCGCUUCAUCAGAGACAGUCUGGAGCAGAUUUACAAUCUGUAUCGCCAUGGCGACAUGUCGGCGGCCGGCUGGGACGACGGGAAGACAACCAACUUCCUGGAGAGCAUCAACAGGCAGAUCGUGGAGCUCCAUGAGUGUGUGAAGUCAACUCACAACGAGACAACAAGCCAACAUUAUGAGGUUUACAAGAAGAAACUGAAGCGCUACUACCAAAACCUGAAAAAUUACACUCUGGUCGACCUUGGCGGCAGAGACGGCUGGGAGAUGCUCAGGAGGGCGACCGAACAGAACCUGAUCCAACUGGAGCAGCUGGGGAACCGGAUCAAAGCCAACAGGGGGCAGCAUUGAGCGAUUUAGCAUUUCUACCACUGAAACCAAGUCAAUACGCCUCAACUAGCGUUUUAUUGUU